Rosa rugosa (rugosa rose) is the source of this 1765-nucleotide messenger RNA. Its product is annotated as 3-ketoacyl-CoA synthase 19-like. Gene Ontology annotation, molecular function: acyltransferase activity, transferring groups other than amino-acyl groups. Gene Ontology annotation, biological process: fatty acid biosynthetic process. The transcript has a single exon. NCBI's taxonomy places the organism in Eukaryota, Viridiplantae, Streptophyta, Magnoliopsida, Rosales, Rosaceae. The coding region runs from base 137 to 1537 and encodes 466 amino acids. Gene Ontology annotation, cellular component: membrane. The record is from RefSeq and is a predicted model, not a curated record.
GGGCAGGGUACGUAGAGAGCAACAGAAUUGUUGGAGUUGCAUUUUCCAUGCAACUAAUUAACAGUUUAACACUCAACAAUUCUAAUCUCUCUCUCUCUCUCUCUCUCUCUUCAUACACACACAAAGAGCUUAGACCAUGGAGGUGCUCUUGACAAUGUGUCUAGUACUCUCUCUUUUCUUUGGUUUUUGCUGCCUCUUUAAGUCAUUUCUCCAAAGGAGAGACCAGUGUUGCUAUCUACUGGCCUAUGAGUGCUACAAAGCCAAAGAGGACAUGAAGCUCCAAAGCGACUCAUGUGCGAAAAUCGUCAUGCAAAACAAGAAUCUGGGGCUGGAAGAUUUCAGGUUUCUCUUGAAAACCAUUGUCAAUUCCGGCAUUGGUGAGGAAACUUCCUGCCCAAGAAACAUCCUCCAAUGCCGAGAAGCAACCCUAGCAGAUUCACUCUCUGAGAUGGAUGAAACCAUUUUCGAUACACUUGACAAGCUUUUUGCCAGGUACCCUUCAAUCUCCCCAUCACAAAUCGACAUUCUCGUGGUCAAUGUCUCCAUGUUUUCCCCUUCACCCUCCCUAACAUCUCGAAUAGUGAACCGUUACAAGAUGAGGGAGGACAUCAAGACAUUCAACCUCUCCGGAAUGGGCUGCAGCGCAAGCCUAGUGGCCGUUGAUGUUGUCCAGGGAUUGUUCAAGUCGUACAAAGACUCAUACGCCCUUGUUGUGAGCACAGAGUCCAUGGCUCCUCACUGGUAUUGCGGCAAAGAAAAAUCCAUGAUGCUUACCAACUGUUUGUUUCGGUCAGGAGGCUGUUCGAUGCUGUUCACCAAUAGAAGAUACCUUAAGCACCAAGCUAUCUUGAAAUUGAAGACUUUGGUAAGAACACAUAUCGGCUCGAGUGAUGAUGCUUACAAUUGUUGCAUACAGCUAGAAGAUGAUAGUGGUUACCUAGGUUUUCGACUUACCAAAUACCUCACAAAAGCAGCAGCUCUUGCUCUCACAAUAAACCUACAAGUUCUAGUGCCAAAAAUACUUCCACUAAGGGAAAUACUCCGGUACCUGGUGGAGUCUAGGCUGCGGAAGAAAAGUGGUACCAAGAGCCAAAACCUAGAAGCAGUUGGAGUUGGUUUGAAUAUGAAGGCCGGAAUAGAGCACUUUUGUAUCCACCCUGGUGGAAGAGCAAUCAUAGAUGGGAUUGGCAAGAGCUUAGCGUUAAGCGAGUAUGAUCUCGAGCCGUCUAGAAUGGCACUUUUCCGAUUUGGUAACACAUCAGCUGCUGGGUUUUGGUAUGCUUUAGGAUACAUGGAAGCCAAAAAGAGGCUCAAGAAGGGUGAUAGGAUUCUUAUGAGUGGAUUUGGAGCAGGUUUUAAGUGCAACAAUAUUGUUUGGGAAGUGGUGAGGGACUUGGAUGAUGCCAAUGUUUGGAAAAGCUGCAUAGAUAGUUACCCUCCACAUAUUAUAGCCAACCCUUUCAUGGAAAAGUUUAGUUGGCUUAAUGAUGAAUGCCUCAGCUUUGUCAGGAUUGAUUUCGGCAAAUUACUCGCUUAAGUUUUCGAUAGUACUUGGACUAAAUUAUUUUUCUUGUCGGUUGUUCAUUAUAUAUAUAUAUAUUUAUAAAUAAAUGUUUGAAGUUGCUCAUGUAAAGGGUAGCGUCAAAUUUGUUAUAUGAACUUCUUGUCAAAAGAUAAUAGUGUAUGUAUCUCAUACAUAAACCCUCUAGAGCAGGUGCUUCUAUAUAUUGUUUUGCCAAAUUAAUCAAUAAAUUAAGGUUUCUGU